AUGAAUCAAGGGCCAGUAUCUUGUUUACCUAUGAACAGUAAAAUGUCCAAAGUGAAAAAAGCACUCGACGAUGCGAGAGAAUCUCGUGCCCGCGAAUUAGAUUUGGUGGAUAAAAAUGUGAUUUCAUUCGAUGAAAUGCCAGGCCUUCUAAAUAUGCUGAAUGUGACACGAGUGACAUUGAGUCAUAAUCGCAUUGCAUCAAUUCCACCGGGCAUUGCCAAUUUAACGAAUCUGGAGAUUUUGAAUUUGACCAACAAUUGUAUUGAAGAAUUGCCCGUAUCAAUUUCUUCAAUGCCAAAACUUCGCAUUUUGAAUCUGUCAAUCAACAAGCUGAGUUCGUUGCCACGCGGAUUUGGUGCGUUCCCAGUCCUUGAGUUACUCGAUUUGUCAUACAACAAUUUGGACGAAAAGGCAUUGCCUGGCAAUUUCUUUAUGAUGGAAACUCUUCGUGCCUUAUACUUGGGAGACAAUGAAUUCGAACAACUUCCACCUGGUCUCGGAAACUUGAAGAAUUUGCAAAUCUUGGGACUUCGAGACAACCAAUUGUUGAAUAUUCCAAGGGAAAUUGGUGAAUGCACACGUCUACGUGAAUUGCACAUUCAAAACAAUCGUUUAACCGUUAUCCCACCAGAAGUUGGUUUUCUCGAUUUGCAAAGCAACAAAUCCGUUCUAAAAAUGGAAGAAAAUGAAUGGCUUCCCCAAAUUGCCGAACAAUACCUUCUCGGAAUUAAUCACGUACUUGAAUACAUCAAAACCGAAGCAUACAGAAUAAUGUAUAAUCGUUUGAUGAACGCCGGUUUGGGAAAGGUUCCACCAAGAAUCGACAAAAGUAAGAAAGCAUCAAGACAAAAGAACUAAACAUUCACGAUCGUUCGAACGAAACGAAACGAAGAAAGUAUAAUGAACUAAACAUAACUACUUUGCCAACAACUACUUAAGCGCACAUCUAUUUACUUACCACAAGAAAUGAAUGUUUAACGAGUUUUAACUAAUUACAAAGUAUUUGUCUAUUUACUAAAAGAAAGCGGCCAAAAAUUGGAAAUAAUGCGUGCCUUAAUAUCAUUCAUAAAUGAAAUUUUUUGAUUUAU
This is a messenger RNA of Contarinia nasturtii (swede midge), 1088 nucleotides long. It is a transcript of the gene ics, whose product is annotated as ras suppressor protein 1. Gene Ontology annotation, molecular function: protein binding. The record is from RefSeq and is a predicted model, not a curated record. The coding region runs from base 1 to 858 and encodes 285 amino acids. NCBI's taxonomy places the organism in Eukaryota, Metazoa, Arthropoda, Insecta, Diptera, Cecidomyiidae. The transcript has 7 exons.